CUGUCAAGCAGUGCUGAAGAAUUGGAAGGGCAAACGCCAGAAAAGGCAGAGAAAAGACAAACAUAAAAUCAGCAGUAUGUAGCUCGGUCCUGCCUUCCCUUCGCUCUCGCUCACCGUGGACAAAUCCUGCCGUCCCCGAUUCCAGAUCCGAAACUUGUGGACACGGAGCGGUCUUGUUUUUUUUUUUUUUUUUUUUUUUUUUUUAGAUUUUUUUUUUCACUGUGUCUCUCUAAAGCGAUUGCAUUCUCCAGAGGUGGCACCAUCACAUUUUACAAUCUGACAGCCUCUACAUCCUUUUUUCCUCCAGAAUGAGAGAAAAUCGUGGAGCCUGGUGACACUGUAGCAAACUGCAGCCGGGUUUGGACCUCUUAUAUCAGGCGGAUCAUCCCCAACCGGGCAGCGGAUGCCUGAAUGGAGAUUUGCAAGCCAUCCACCAAGAUUUCUCCGCUUCCUAAACUGCUGAAUUUGGGCUGAUAAAUGGAGUGUACUGCCGGACUACAUAAUGGCAUUAUGUUUGAUGGAGGGUGUUUGACAUCGGAGCGACUGGCCAGAAUAACACCCCGCAGUGUGAAUAUUUCAGCCUGUUGAUGAUGAACCGCUCAGGACUGGAGCAAAGUGUCGUGAGAACCGGUUUCUGGCCCGUGUCUUGAGCUCCCAGUUUCUUUAAAAAAGAGAGAGAGAAACAGAGAGAAAAACAUCCUUUUUGAUGGCUCCGGGGUGGGGGAGGACGACUACACAUGAAAGCUUGGACACAAAAAAUGGAUAAAACUAUUGCAUGAACCCGGCGGGGGGACUACAUGGUGUGUUUAGGCCUAGCCUACUUGAUAACAGUGAAGUUGAGGGGAAAAUGAGAAAAUGGUGAUUUGGUACGAAGAAGACGAGAAAAGGAGGGAUAAAAAUCGUCCAUGGGGAUCUGAGGAGUCCAGCUGAAGAAUAACGGGAUCCAAGUUUUCCAGGAUAAGACAGCUGCUUUGAUUAAAGACCUCCAAUUAACUUCAUGUGAAAAAGAGAGGGAGGAAAUCAGCUUCCUGGUCGGGGGUGGGGGGAUAGGGAGAUAUAUUAUUCAUGCCUUGUGUUAGAGCAAUUGGAGAACCGGCUUUGCUGUGGCCUAGAUGAUACAUAUAUAUGUAUUUAUAUAUAUUUAACCUCACGUGGAAGAGUGGACCUUUACAAACACACAAAAGAGGGCGAAUGACACUCGGGUAGCCUCAAAGUAAAGCACUUGCGCAAAAAGAAAAAGGCUGAAGUGGGUUGAAGCAUGGGCUGUGCUUCAAGUAUUCAUAUCUCUGAUAGGGUGGUCUACCACAGUGGAAAAGAGUCCGAGGAUUCCCACUCACCCCAGCAGACUAACACCACUCAGCAUCAAGGAAAUCCUGCCUCGGGACUACCCCUAAAACCCCCGAGCUGCAAGACCACAUUAACAGAGGUGCAAUUUGGACCAAUGAAGUUAUUUAAAGACCCACUUCAGGUACUUUUAGUUUUUGCCAAAGAGGACAGUCAGAGCAAUGGCUUCUGCUGGGCAUGUGAGAAGGCCAACUUCAGGUGCAGCAUGGCACGAACGCCUGAGUCGGCUCUCGAAUGCUUCUUGGAGAAGCAUCAUGACCUUGUCAUCAUUGACCACAGACAUUCCAGACACUUUGAUGCUGAAGCACUAUGCCGGUCAAUUAGAGCGCUCAACUCUUCAGAAAACACUGUGAUAGUCGCUGUUGUGAAAAGGCCAGACAGAGAGGAAGCCUCUGUGAUGCCCCUGAUCAAUGCCGGCUUUAAUAGGAGAUAUGUGGAGAAUGCCAAUAUGAUGGCCUGCUAUAAUGAGCUGCUACAGUUGGAGCAUGGAGAGGUGCGGGCGCAGUUCAAACUGAGGGCUGGAAAUGCUAUUUUCACAGCUCUAGAACAAAGCCAAGAGGCCAUAGAAAUCACUUCUGAAGAUCAAGUCAUUCAGUACGUGAACCCUGCCUACGAGUCCAUUAUGGGCUACCAACAAGGCGAGCUAAUAGGGAAGGAAAUAAUAGAAGUGCCUAAAAGUGAGAAGAAUAAGCCUGAUCUCCUUGAAACAAUAAAUUCCUGCAUCCGGAAAGGAAAGGAGUGGCAGGGGAUUUAUUAUGCCAAAAAGAAGAAUGGAGACAGCAUUCAGCAAAAUGUGAAGAUCACACCUGUAAUUGGACAGGGAGGAAAAAUCAGACACUAUGUGUCUAUCAACUGGCCUUUAAAUGAUAAUAAUAAGAGUGAUAAAUCCACUGAACGUGUGCAGGCAGAGUCCCAGACAGACAUCCAAUCCAGUAAGCACAAAGACCGGAGGAAAGGCUCUCUGGACGUUAGAUCCACAACGUCUCGGGGGAGCGAUGGGAGCUCACAGAGAAGGCACUCCUCAAUGGCCCGAAUCCACUCCAUGACUAUAGAGGCUCCCAUCACCAAGGUAAUCAACAUUAUCAAUGCAGCGCAGGAGAGCAGCCCUAUGCCCGUGGCGGAGGCCUUGGAUCGGGUACUGGAGAUCCUGAGGACGACUGAGCUCUACUCCCCGCAGUUGGGCACCAAGGAUGAAGACCCCCAUACCAAUGACCUCGUGGGGGGGCUGAUGACGGAUGGUUUACGCAGAUUGUCAGGAAAUGAAUACAUCCUUUCCACAAAACAGCCCCACCAUAUCCCCAGUCACCUGACAACUCCUCUGUCUUUAAAUGACAUCCCCCCUCGUAUCGCCCAGACCAUGGAGAACGAGGAAUCUUGGGACUUUGACAUCAUCAACUUGGAAGCUGCAACCAUGAAACGGCCUUUGACCUACUUGGGCAUGAAGAUCUUCUCCAGAUUUGGGGUCUGCGAGUUCUUAAACUGCCCUGAGGCCACUUUGCGCUCCUGGCUACAAGUGAUUGAAGCUAACUACCACUCCAGUAACUCCUACCACAACUCUUCUCACGCAGCUGAUGUCCUGCACGCAACGGCGUAUUUUCUCUGCAAGGAGAGGGUCAAGCAAAGCUUGGAUCCCAUUGACGAAGUGGCUGCACUUAUUGCUGCUACUGUGCACGAUGUGGACCACCCAGGCCGCACCAACAGCUUCCUGUGCAACGCAGGAAGCGAGCUGGCCAUCCUCUACAAUGACACUGCUGUGCUAGAGAGCCACCAUGCAGCACUGGCCUUCCAGAUCACCACAAGAGACGACAAGUGCAACAUCUUCAAAAACAUUGAAAGGAAUGAAUAUCGAACACUACGACAGGCCAUCAUUGAUAUGGUGCUGGCAACUGAGAUGACCAAACACUUUGAACAUGUCAACAAAUUUGUCAACAGCAUCAACAAGCCACUGGCUGCUCUGGAGGAGAACGGGGGAAACAAUGAUGAGGAAUCUGUCAAAAGCGUUCUUACAUCCCCAGAGAAUCGCAUCCUCGUCAAGCGGAUGCUGAUUAAGUGUGCAGACAUCUCCAAUCCAUGCAGGCCUCAGGAGCUCUGUAUAGAAUGGGCCGGACGCAUCUCAGAGGAGUAUUUUGCACAGACGGACGAGGAGAAGAGACAAGGUCUACCAGUGGUAAUGCCUGUGUUUGACAGAAACACGUGUAGCAUCCCAAAGUCCCAGAUUUCCUUCAUAGACUACUUCAUUACGGACAUGUUUGAUGCCUGGGAUGCUUUUGCAGACCUCCCCAAUCUUAUGCAGCACUUGGACAACAACUUCAAGUACUGGAAAGGCCUGGACGAGAGGAAGCUGCACAGUCUGCGACCGCCUCCAGAGUAGGCGCUGCAGUGUUUGGCCCCGGGACUCUGCAGUCCGGGGCAGCCCUCCUAUCUCCUGCUGGGGCGUCUCUCUCCCUGCCAGCCCAGCCAGCCAAAAGGGUCUCCUCGCCUUCACUCUCCUGCUUCUGUAGCACGCUGCGCGUCCACAUGUCCGUCCACACAGAAACCACAGAAGAACUCCCUGAUGGGCAGUUGCGGCAGCGUCAUCGCUGGAUUUACAACCCUGUCAGAUGACAACUGUGACACAGGGACACACAGCAUCCUUAUGAACUUCUUGUGCCUCUCGGGCAUUUGCAGUGUAGCUGGUCAUGACUGAGAGAGGGUCCUUACAGGCCUCCUGGCAAAGCAUCCGUCCCCUAAUUACCACGUGGGCACUCCUGUCUGCCUGUUAAGUUGCUGUUUGAGUAAAAACUGCUUGAUUACUGAAGGAGCGAGCAACACUGGAGGAGUGGGUGUAAGUGUGGCCUGCAUGUGAAGGUGUCAGGCCGUAUAAUCACCUUUGACCUCCAUCCCUGUGCUCGCAGCAAGGCAGGACUGCUCCCUCUGCCCCUGGAGGCCACACCAUGAAAGAACACUCCACUGCUUUUUUUUUUUGGCAAUAUUUUUAUGUGUCCUUCAGAAACACAUCCAAGUUGACAGGUAGCUGUCAUAACAGACAUGUGGGAGGGGAUGCUUUCUUUUUGGGUCAGGGAGUGGAUCUUUACUUAAGGCCACUGCUGAGAGACAAAAACCUCAACAUCAUGAUCAUAGGUAACUAAUUACAGAUGAUUUGGUAUGUUAAUUUUUCUUAGAUGUUCCAUAUUUUCUAUGUUAAAAUUAAUAAAUGAAUUAGUUGAUAAAUGAGAACAAAAUAAAUUUCAAAAAGAGAGAGAAAAGCCAAAGCUGAUGAAGACAAAUACUACAUAGCUCUCAAAAAAAAAAUCACAAUUAUUAUUCAUAUGAAGCAUUACCAUAUUAAACAUUUUUAUUUUCUUAUCAAAAGUACCAGUUUGAAUGAACACUUUUGUAUUGCACUGUAAACAAUAUUAGAAAUGUCUACGUCUCAGUGAUUUGUCCAGGGAUGGGAUGUUGCAUUGUAGAAUAAGCUGUUAUUGUUGAUCAUCAGGAGUUUGUGUGUGUGUGAGUGUGUGUACGUGUGGGUGUGUUUGGGCCGUAGGUAUGGGUGCGUGGGUGUAUUCAUUGUUGCAACAAUCCCUUACUCUUGGUUUAAUGCUGUAAACCGCUUGACAUUUGACAACAGCAGAAAUAUGUGAAAAAACAUUUUGGACUUGAAAAUUUUUUCUCCCAGAAAUUUUUGUAUCUGGUUUAUCCUACUGAAAAGACUGCCUUAUUUUAUACAAUAUUUAUACAGUACAUCCCACUGUGCAACUGCAACGGACAUCUGGAGUUUUUAUUAUGACAUAGUCAGAAGGUUAUGUUCAAGUAAAUCUCAAUAUUUUUAUAGACAAUGAAUUUUACACUGGAUUUGCAGCAAAUGAGAUCAACCAUUCUAGCUAUCUGAGUACCUGAGUGAAUUGGAUGGUCACACAGAGCAUGUAUACAGAGAACUAAAUGGUUACGAAGGAUGUGGAUCGCAGAGUUGUCUAUCACUGUCUUUAAGCAGUCUCCUAGAGGCCAGCUUGCAUUGAUUUUUGAUCAAACGUCAUUCUAUUUUGGCCACUUGUCCAUCAUCGUUAUGCACAGCCCCGGGGAACAGCUUUUUGUUCAAGGCUGGUUUCAGAUUAGGAUACUAAUAUAUGUUAAAGAUUGUUGCUUAUUAAGAAUAUUUCCUCUUUAAACAGUAUAUAAAUGCCAUAACAGCUAAGCAAAUGAUGGUUAAUAAGAUGCAUUGACCACGGUUAUCUUUGUUUCUCUCUUAUGACAGAAUUGUACACUCAAUCAGGGGAUUUGUUUGUUCCUUCUGAUUCACACCUUGGUCUGAAGGCACAGAAAAAAAAAUUAGAAACUAUUCAAUGAAAAAUAAAAUAAUGUC
This is a messenger RNA of Plectropomus leopardus (leopard coralgrouper), 5686 nucleotides long. It is a transcript of the gene pde8a, whose product is annotated as phosphodiesterase 8A. The record is from RefSeq and is a predicted model, not a curated record. NCBI's taxonomy places the organism in Eukaryota, Metazoa, Chordata, Actinopteri, Perciformes, Serranidae. Gene Ontology annotation, biological process: regulation of DNA-templated transcription; signal transduction. Gene Ontology annotation, molecular function: 3',5'-cyclic-nucleotide phosphodiesterase activity.